Messenger RNA from Galendromus occidentalis (western predatory mite), 1143 nucleotides. Its product is annotated as cAMP-dependent protein kinase catalytic subunit gamma-like. Gene Ontology annotation, molecular function: cAMP-dependent protein kinase activity; ATP binding. Lineage: Eukaryota; Metazoa; Arthropoda; Arachnida; Mesostigmata; Phytoseiidae. Bases 1 to 1143 code for a protein of 380 amino acids. The record is from RefSeq and is a predicted model, not a curated record. The transcript has a single exon. Gene Ontology annotation, biological process: protein phosphorylation. Gene Ontology annotation, cellular component: cAMP-dependent protein kinase complex.
AUGGGCAUACUAUGGUCUUCAGCGGCGAGCAUCGUCACCGGGAGACCGGUUCGAACUAUGAGGGAAUUCCGUUUGCCUGGAGGGCAGAGGGAAUCCUGCACGGGUGAACUUAUAGAGGAAAAUGUUUAUCAGAUGAACCUCAAGAGAGGGAAAACUGAAUUCGAAACGAGAUUCAGAGGGAACACUAGUCCCCUGGUGAAUAUUAAAGAUAACUUCUCUAUCGUGGGCUUCUUGUGCAGCGGGGCAUGGGGCAGCGUUUACAAGGUCACGAACCUGAACGACCGGACGAAAUGCGCCCUGAAGGUUAUGAAGAAAGAGUGUUUCAGGGGCGAUCGCACACCGCUCAAAAAGGUCGUGAUCAACGAAAAAAGAUUGCAGUGGGCUCUGGUGAACCAAUUCUGUGUCCCUCUGUUCAGUGCUUACCAAGAUUCAGAAAAUCUGUAUCUGGUGAUGGAGUUUGCAAAGUACGGGGAACUCGAGAGAUUUUGUCGCACACCGAACACGAUGAGUGAAAACACAAUCCGAAUUAUCGUUGGUCAGAUCAUCCUUGGACUUGAAUAUUUGCAUUUCUGCGGCGUCAUAUACCGCGAUUUGAAGCCCGAGAAUAUCCUCGUUUUCCGAGACGGCUAUCUGAAGCUCGGAGACUUCGGCUUGGCGAGACCUCUCAAAGGGCGAGCAACCACUUUCGCCGGGACGCCCGAAUUCAUGGCCCCAGAGAUGCAGGGACCUAGGAGUUCUUAUGGGCUCGAAGUGGAUUAUUGGGCGCUGGGAAUAGUCAUGUACCAGCUUUUUUACUUCGAUCAUCCAUUCUCAGAUGGUAGUAGAUCGCGUGAUCAACUUUUCCGGAACAUCAAGGAAAGGGCCCUGACCUUCCCCGGAGUUCGGGAGAACGAGGCCCUGAGGCCGAGGGACGAAUUUCUCAAGGGUUUGCUCGACAAAGACCCCAGGCGUCGCCUCGGGAUACAUGGCGGCGACCUUAAGAAACAUGAGUAUUUCGACGGCUUUUCUUUCUUCAAACUUCAGCGCAAACAGAUCAAGAUCAAAGUACUUAUGGGUCCGGUGCGAUGCGAACCAGUCGCGGGCCACGAGUUCCUCCCUGAACCUGGCAGGAGGCAAUCGAUGAAUUACUUCGACAGUUUCUGA